AUGGUAAUCGUACAAGUACCCAUUUUCGGGCUUGCUAUCGAAAGAAUAACUCCUAAAGGUUAUCUGGAGCAGUUUAAAAUCACAUGGCUUGUCCAAAGUGGGAGUGAUAUUCAAUACACUGCGAGCUUUGCUGGACAGCAGCUCAAGACCUUUAAAACAAUAAACGAAACUUACGGUUGGGCAUGGGUGCAAUCAGACAAUCACGUGGGUCUAGGUGAACAAAGCAUCAUAGUUUCAGCAUCCAAUAAAGUGACUGUAACUCUGCGUAGCAGAAGCGCAGUUCGCAUAGAGAAACAAGUGGAACCAUUCUCUCCAGUUUUGUAUCAUUCGAACAGAUACAUUGAAGUUAACGAGUCUUUCGUUCUUUUUAUGACACACACCAACGCGGAGAACGGUGCGAAUCCCAUAUACAGUGUCGACCCGGGGGAUGGUAGAAGCCCGAUUACAACAGGAAAUUUGAAAACAAACUUGAGUUAUUCAGCCUAUGGAGAUUUUAUGAUUACCAUAAAUGCGUUCAACAACGUUUCGGUCUACAACACCUCUGUCUCGAUCAAAAUUCAUAAACCCGUUUUGUUGGUAGAAUACCUCACCCUGUACACAGAACCUACAGUAUUCUUGCAGCCCACUAUAAUAACUGCCCACAUAAGAAGGGCUUCCGAUGUUAUUUGCAAUGCUUCAUUCAGCGACAUUCCUAACUAUAGCCAAAUAUAUGACCUUCGUGGAGAAACCUUCUGGGAUCCAGUGAGCGGACAAAACAAUAUUUCGAACAACCCACCUGAGCUGACAUUUACUAUCAAGCGCAAUUUUUCUGCAACUGGCGUUUAUUCUGUGACAGUCACCUGUCAGAAUCGUCUCAGCGAAAAGACAUCAAACAUCGACGCCAUAGUACAGGAACCAGUGACUGGGGCACGCUGGAUCCCAAAUGAACCGUGCAUACUCGGAAACCCAAUUAACAUUACAUUGGAAAUAACAUCGGGAACUAACACCUCGUUUAAAGUAUCAUUUAAGGGUUACAGCUUUAUCCACAAAAACGUCAGACAAAGGGCUUUUCACAUCAUCUAUCAGGAUAUUUAUCGGUCGGUGGGUUUUCAUCAAUUUACAUUAACCGUUUGGAACCGUGUCACCCAGCCGAUUGUUCUCCAUGGUUAUGCGAUCGUGGAGAUUCCCAUCCACGGUCUUGAGGCAUACGUUCUUGGAGGGCCACAUGGUAUUGAGGUAAAUGAAAGUGUGAACAUUGGUAUCAAAUUGAAAAACGGAAGUAAUCCAGAAUUUCUGGUUGAUCUUAUGGAUGGGAGCGAAGCAACUGUCACGAGAAAACAUACUGUUGUGCAUAAGUUCAAUCCUCAUUCUCUGUAUGUAGUGAAUAUCACGGCGAGAAACAAUGUCAGUCAGGAAGACACCCUGCUGAACAUCCACGUCGUUAAGCCGGUCAUUCCACUUCAGAAGGUUUCCAUCAGUUCGUCACCCACUUCUUUAAGCAACACAAGUGAUAUCUUCCUUUACUUGUCGGAAGGUUCUGAUUUCUUUUGCGUCUGGCAGUUCGGGGAUGGGUCCAGCCUGAAUUCCAGCUAUCAGCGACUUAACUACUAUUCUGACGGCAAGACGACAGACAAACGACCUUUUCAAAAUCUGACAUUUAUUGUCCAACACACUUACACAUCUACAGGAAUUUUCCACAUAUCCGUUAAAUGCCAAAACCGCCUGAGCUCAGAAUACGCUUCUGUACCAAUCGUUAUUCAAGCCCUUGUUAAAGGGCUGAACAUCACAAAGGUUCCAGUACAGAUCGUCGGCCGAGAAUUUCCAGUCUAUUGGACCUUAUUAUCAGGAACAAACGCAACAUUUGAAGUCAAUAUUUCUGGAGCAACCAUCAAUUUUCUCCACAUGUCUGAGCUAUGGGGUUUUGUUCGAGUGGUUCUCGCCAAUCCUGGGAAAUAUGUCAUUCGGGUAGGAGCUCGCAACCUGGUAAGUCCAAUUCAAACCAGGUCAGCUGUGAUCCUGGCGGAAGUUCCAGUUGGAAGCCUGACUGUUGACGUCUCCUUUGAGUCACGGGACCUAGAAAUGGACCAAAAUGUCACCUUCACUACCCAAGUCAAAACAGGCACAAAUCUUGUCUAUCUGUUUGACUUUGACGAUGGCAAUAAGGUUAAAAAUUACGUUGGAAAAGUAACGCACAAAUACGGUUACAAUGAUGUUUACGAGUCAAGGCCUAACGUGAGUUAUGAAGUUCUUGCGACGGCUAGUAACAACGUCUCUACUGUCACAGUUUCAGUAAAUGUCAGAGUACAUAAACCAGUCCUCCCACUUCAGAAGGUAAAGCUGUCUGCGUACCCAUCUAAUGUCUCUGAACAAGCGCCGAUUAUUCUUAUGAUCGACCAAGGGUCAGACUUUCAUUGCAUCUGCUACUUUGGAGACGAAAAGAUACCACGAAACUUAAAACUUACGAAGAAGGUAUUUUUAGGAGAAGAUAGGACGCCCACAGAAAACUUUCGAAACCAACGUUAUCCAGUAAGUUAUGCAUACGACAAAGCAUCAAAAUAUCGACUUCUUAUCGAGUGCAGAAACAGACUGAGUUACACGAACGCCACAGAAGAAAUUAUUGUGCAAGACCCAAUCAGAAAUUUAAAGAUCUUUGACAUUCCUGCGAUACGGUUUAACGAAACGUUUGUGAUAUCGUGGGAAAUUGCGAAUGGUACCGAUGCUGAAUUCCAAAUUACCUUUGCAAACUUGACUUUUGUAUUAUUUGGGGAGAAUAGAACGGUUACUGUAUCACCUGAUCACUAUAGAACGGCUGGUGUUUUCAAAGUUGUAGUGGUUGCUCAGAAUCUGGUGUCGUGGACUGCAGCCCAGAAAACUGCAGCCAUUCAAAUUCCCGUCCAAUUUGACAAAGUUAUCGCCAGUUUACCACAACCCGGUGGGUCUUACGCUGGCUUCGGUCUCCGUGGGGACCACUUUCCUGCUUGUCGUUCCAUCAUGUUCGAAGUUCUGGCCAAAGGAACUAACUUAUCAUGCGAAUGGAAAACUGACGAUGUUGACCAACAACUCGGUUCUAAAUGUCUUCUUUCGCUCAAAUUUUACCAGGUUGGGGCACACAAUUUGUCGGUGCUGAUUAAAAAUAUGGUGAGUGAGGAACACGCUAACAUCACAGUGAUUAUUCACUACGCCAUUGAGAAUGCCACAUUACAAAGCAACAGUCCUAAAAAACUCAAGCAGCCAGUCGAAUUUCACCUUAGUGCCGAGCAGCUAGGCACAGAGUCCUGCUUUUCUGUUGAUUUUGGAGACGGAACUCAUUCCUUAUAUGGUCAUCCAGGGUGCAAAGUAACAAGCGCAACAUCAGACCUUAUAGUCAUACCAGCGGUUGAGAGCGUCCAGUUUAAGCAUGUGUAUGAUGAAGUAGGAGAGUACGUGGUUACGUUAAACGCCUCAAAUGCAGUGUCUUUUGUAAAGCUUCAGACAGAUGUGGAGGUUGUGUAUGCUCCUUGUGCAAGCCCAAAAACAGGGAUAGAAAAUCUCGGUGCCGGCUCUAACACGGCUGCAAGGUCAUUCCGCUAUGACCCCUUCACUGUGCACACUACGGUACAGCUUGACUGCGAGAGAACAAGCAAGGUGGAAUUUAAUUGGCAAUUAAUCUCACACGACCAAAACGGGGUUCGAAGCAUCCAUGGGGCCAACAUAAUUAGAACUGAAAGAGAACUCAACAUACCUAGAAAAGGACUAAGGUAUGGUUUAUAUGAAGUGCACUUUACUGCAUGGAUGGCGCUGCCUGAUACUGACAAGUACCGCAGUACAGAUAUUGGCUUCCUAAAGAUUGUUCCUUCGCCACUAGUAGCAAAAAUUGACGGCGGUAAUUUGAUCACCAGGGGAUUUGGUAAGGAAAUCAUGAUCGAAGGGACUCAGUCGAACGACCCGGAUAUGGAAACCGGACAAGAUUCUGGUGAGUAUGCGUCGCCGUCGCCGUCGCCGUCGCCGUCUCCUUCUCCUUUUCUUUGUUUUUAGGUAAAAAUUGUGGUACCGAUAUAAAAUCGAACCAACAAACCUAAUUAUACUCUGCCGGCUCAGGGUAGAAUAAUUGCUAGUACUGUUCUGUAGGCAAGGCCAAAUUGGUUUCUUGACCUGGCCUCGUUAGGGAGUAGGGAUAAAAAAGAUACCAAAAUCCAUUUGACAACGAUACAAUAACGAUGGAGAAAAGUACCACUUAUACUUGAUUUUGAGUCUUUGAGCGCUGAAAACUCGAAAGGAAGAACAGUAUCUUCACUUAGUUUGGUGUCUGAAACUUUGAAGAAAGACGUUUUAAGUGUCUUAAUGCUGAGAAUGCUGCUGAAUGCAUUUGUAAAACAGUUAAGUGUUUGCAAACAAACUUGGCUGAUUAGGAAAUCGAACCUCUUUCUACUUCCCAGGUCAUUUCCUUAUUUCAUUGUUAAUGAACCCAUGAAAUAAAGCGAUAAGCAAGGUUUGACUACGGUGGAGCCGCUCCUUGAAAUGGGCCAACCUUCUCUUUUUCAGGUUUACAUUACACUUGGUUAUGCAGAAGUAUUCACACUCAAUUCCCCACAAUAGUUUAUCCAAACAUGACCCUGCGAUGCCCGUACGACACAACGAAACUAGCAGCAGCUAGCAGUGCACACUCCAGAGGCUGCUAUGGUGACGGACAGUUUAUCUUUAGUGGUAACAGCGGUACACUAAGUCUUGACACUGCCAAAAUGAUAGAGAAUGAGACUUACGUAGUAUUUUUAAUCGUACAAAAAGGAGGAAGGACAGCGCAACAGUAUCAAGUCAUAGAAGUUGUGCCAGGUGAUCCACCAGUGACAAAAAUUGAGUAAGUGCUUUUAGCGUCCUUCUUCGAUUAAUGCGUUUUUUUUUUUGCGGUAACCCGUUUCAAAAUAUUCGGCUUGAAAAAAGAGAAAAUACUCAGUUAAACUUGACUCAAGUAAGGUUGCUUUGGGCAUUGGCAAGCAAAUCAUUGCAGUGAGUUCCGUAUGCACAAAUGUCAAAUGCCCAAUUGCCAAGCAAUAUAACUGAAUUAAGUACAUACGAUACUACAGGUGUUUAUUUUAUUUAAGGGAUGGAAUCCAGGGCGGCAGCGACAGACGGGCAGUCUUUGCAAACGCACUACCUUGAUCAGCUCAAUGACCCAAGUCAGCAGUUACGCAAAACUUAUGUUCAUAAGACGUGGCUGCCCGGAUUGUUGUUGCAAUAGCCUUUUUUACAAAAUCUUAUCAUCCAUUUAUAUCAAACAGAUGUAAACAAAAUUGCGCAGAUAAAGUCAAUCCGUCACAGAGGCUCGCCCUUUUCGCCACCUGCUUUGAGGGAUGCAUUGGGCGACUGAUCUACGAAUGGCAAAUUUACAAAAACGUCAGUAAUGAUUCCGCUGCAUCCUGGGAGCUUGUGCAAGACAUCAGACAAAGCGAAGUAAAGGAUCCUAGUGGUCCCGUAUUCACGGUCCCCAAGGAUGUGCUUGAAGGAGGUACCGGGUACCGUAUUCGUCUCUACAGUCGGAGAGAGAAAGGUGUAAGAGGGAAGACUGAAAGUAUGCUACUGACGAAUGAGGUACCUCGAGCAGGGGCCUGUUUUGCUUUCCCCCUGAAGGGAAAUGCACUUAUGACUAAAUUCCAUAUUUGGUGCGAUGGCUGGACGGAUGCAGACAUGCCUUUGAGCUACAAGUUUUUCUAUAAAAACGAAGGAAGGCUGGUGCUGUUUUACUACGGACUUCACAACUUCACACGCGCAGAACUGCCACUUGGAGACCCAGCUAAUAAUUAUACCAUUGAAAUUGAGGUGAAAGUGUUGGAUUUCUACAAAGGCGAAGCCAACUAUUCUUUAUCUUUGCAGGUAAGAUGUUUGUUUCAUCAGACUUCAAGGAAUAUGUAUCUAAAUGAUUCAUAAGUUUGAAAUUCUCAAGCGCUCAUGUUAUUGUCUUAAUGAUGUAGUCGGUAGAGCCAGACAUGAAAGAAGAUGAACUUGGUGAUAAGCUGGCUGACAUGACAUCAGGCGAAAACAGCGACUUAGGAAAAUUGGUGAGCGUGGGAGACACACAGGCAGCCCUGAGACUCGCUGGUGCUGUCAACUCAUUGCUUAAUGCCCAGAGCACAAAAUCUCCAUCUAAUGAUACUAAGGAUAUUAGUGCGAGGAAAAAGAAAAGGAAAGCGGUGCGAACAGCAAUUGUUAAAGCGGCGACAUCACUUCCGGUGAACAGCCUGGAUGGAUUACAACAGUCUGCCAAUAUGAUCGCGAGUGCGUCGAAGUUUAAAGAUGAAACUUCGACUGCGAGCAUGGUAAGAUAGCUUAGCUUCAGCAGUACUGGGCAAUUUUGGCUUCCCGAAAUGUUAAUGAUUUUAUUUAUCCACAGAAAAAAUCUCGCCGUAGUUAUCUCAUGGUUACAAGGAAAGGCCUUCUUAAUGGACAUAUUCAGAAAGCAUAGGGCGAGUAAAGUAAAAGAAGAGAAUAUCAGCCUCUUAGCUCGCAGACAGUGAUUUGCCUUUAGUCUUCUUGUUUAGGCCUCGUCACUUAAUCGUUUGAUUAGUACUAAAUUGGAGCAGAAAAUACAACCUACCACGAUAUUUAGUGGGGCAAAUUUAUGUCCACCCUAAUCCUCCUAUCCAACGCACAAGAAAACCUCAACAAAAUUCUUAAGAAAGCUGUUUCAUAUAUUUUACUUAAUUUUUAUUAACAUGAACAAAACUAAUGAAAGGGAUACUCACAGAAGAAACUUUCUUGUUAGAACGCAUCAACGGCGGCCUUUGAGAGAAUGUCACAGGUAUUAAAAGCCAGUUCUGACGAUUUAGCGGGCUUUGAUGCAGUGGUCAGCGGUGCCGAGGCCCUGUUGUCAGGAAUGGGAUACGUUCUUAAUGCCGCUGGGAGCUCUGUGGUGGUGAAGCCCCCCAAAAGGAAUGCCACGGCAGCACCUCCUACCUGUGCACCCUAUGAUUUUACUUGCACGGAACCUAAACAAGAGGCAAACGGAAAUUCUACGGAUGAAGAAGAAACUGUAGAACUUGAUGAGGAAUCUUCAAAGGUUUGCUGCGAAUUCGUUCUAGACCUUUUUAGUUUGUAUGUUUUGUUCUCCCAUUGCAGAUCACGUGAUGGUACCUCAGAGAACUGUUUCUUUCAGAUGUCGUCCUAUCCACGUGCAUUUAACAAAUAAGUCCAAUUAACAAAUAAACAACAAUUUAUAAUAGCCUAUGCUAGUACAGCCUCACGACGUCAAAAUGUUCAAAACGCCACAAAGCGGAGGAAACACAAGUCUCCAAUGGCUUCACUGAAAAGUUUUGAACUUUUGAUUUUAUUGCUAUAGUCUAUAGUAGUCUAUAGUAUAGACUAGGGAAGUUAGAUUUUAAAAGUCCAUUUUCAGCGAACAUGGAAAACCAGAUGUGAGAGACAGAGGAAGCACCAUCAUUUUGUCAUAGUUCUAUGGUCUGUGCUCUCACAAACCGUAGCUCUCGACCAAAGAGCGCGCAAGUAAUAGUUUAGUUAUUGUAAAACACGGUGUCACUUAUUUGUAGUCAAAAAGGCUUCCAAGUAAUGGUCUCCUGAAAUAUAUCAUUUAUUUAUGAAUACCCUACAGAGCCGAGACGCAGCUAACAACAUCUUGAACAUGCUCGGGAGUGUUGGCGGUUCGGUUCUGGAAAAUAAACUUCCGGGGGAACAGUCCAGUGUUAUCUCCACUGCAAAGCUAAACAUAGCAGUGGAACGUUCUGAACCAGAUUCUUUGGGAGGCUCCGCCAUAGGCGACGGGCUAGCCGGGUUUCAGAUACCUUCUACUGGGAAACUGUUCUCGAGUAACGUUGAUGGCACAGUCGACAAAGAGGUACGUGUAAAAUUAGAUGGUGUGAAUAAAAAUUCGAAUUUUUAAUACAGAGCACCAUAGAAUUUAACUCAUGGGAGAAGAACGAAUGGAACACACUAUAUUCAUUUAAAGAAACGAUGAGUUAAAACAAGAGAGGGAAAUGAAGGGGGUUUUGACGGUGACCAUCGUAUUAUUAGAGAGAUUUGACGUCUUUUAUUUACAAAAAAUACCUUUUUGAUUUUUAUCCAACUGAUUUGGUAAAUACUAAAACAACUAUACCCCGUCAGGGUCGAUGAAUAGCGCUAGAUAUAUAUCGAGACACUUCGCGAAGCGUCUCGAUAUAUAUAUCUCACCACUAUUCACCUCCCCUUCGGGCGCGCCUAAAUUCCUCCUUCCCCUUCUAACGCCUGCCACGCAGGCUAGAGAUAGUUGUGUAAUAGAAAAGGUCUAAAGCGGAGGUCCUGGUCUGCCCGAAUACACGAGUGAAAUAAACCUAUUGUGCCUCGAGUGUGUUGUUAGCUUAUGUCUCCAUUUCCCCAUCAGAUGGCAGCCAUGAAUGAAAAUCCCUACACAUGGGGCAAAAAGUCUUCAGACAUUUCCGGAAAAGUUGUGAGUCUUUCGUUCAAAAGCAAAGGUAAAAAGCUCAAAGUCUCUAAUCUGAAUGAAGAUGAUCCAAUAGACAUUUUCAUCCCAAGAGAUACUACUGUUGAACCGCCAAAAUCAUUCGUUUACAACAGCUCUUUACACCACGGAUGGCGUGUUCAUAAACUGGUGAUUGAAAAAAAUGGCACCGCGGUGAACGUUGAGGUUGGGUUAGUUGGUUCUGACCAACAAUUUGAGGUGUACGUCAGCCGAGCGAAAAUUCCUACCAUUACAAAGUUUGACUUUUGGAAGGCGUCUCCCAACAAAACGCAUCACGAACCAUGCAAUCUGUUUCGUCAUGAUGAUUCCCCAAACACCACGGAGGAAAGAACGAACACUUCGCAAGAGAGAGUAAAAUCAUCUGGAGAGUACACUAACUUGACGAAAACGUUAAACAGCUCGAACAUUCUGGGGCACCAGGACAAAAGAGAAAGAACCGACUUGAAGAUUCAAGAUAGCGAAGUAUCGCUGUUUCUUCCUCAAAAAGACCUGUAUGUUGGAACUUACUACAUAGGAAUUAAGUUUACAGAAACGCUCCAGGGUCGUGGCUGUUACCACGGAGAUUACAACAUCACCUACACGCUGCGGACGUUUAAAUCAAGAUGCUUAUACUGGAACGAGGAGCUUCAAAAGUGGAAGAGUGAUGGUUGUCAGGUAAGAAAUAAAUCAGUUGAACAUGGGCCAUGAUUUUAUCGAUUUCCCAGUAAAUAAUUUUUUUCAAAAACAUAACGCAAUGACCUUACACGUGUUAGCGAUACGUGUACGGGCCCCUCAAUGGUGGUAUGUGUGGUAUGAGGAGCCAAGAAAUUUACAACCUCAGUGCGUCUUGUGGUUACCGGAGUCAGAAGUUAACUUUAUUUUAAUUAAGGUAACAACUUUGGAAAGUCACUCCUCACUUCACAUAUCGAUGUAGGGAAAGUUGGAUAGCCUUACUAUACAACCUGUACAAUCUUGUCAUCUUGAAAACCCCGCUGUUUAGUUUGGUAUAUUUUGCCUAGGGAGAACGCAGAAGUACCUUAAGCCGUUCGUCACCGUCAAAUGCUUUAUUUAUUUCAAACAAGAAAGAGAUGAAGAAGGCAUUUUAAAAUGUUAAGGCCUGUUUCAAAUGUUUUGCAGAAUUCAUUUCACCAUAAUUGGCAUGAAGUAUCAUGUAUCCGCAAUAAGCUCUCAUAUAGUUUUCUUUUGGCUUACCACAACUGAAUCUAGUUCGACACUACGACGACAACAUGUACAAGACGUUUGAAUCGGGCCUACUAACUACCGUUAACACGGCUUAAACACGGCUUUUAACCUUCUUCAAAAUACAGAAUCUUAAUAUCUUUAUCUAAAUACAGGUUGGUAAUUUGACAAGCAUUACUCAAACUCACUGCCGUUGUACACAUCUGACUGCAUUUGGUUCAAUGAUGGAUGUGGCGCCAAACCCGAUCGACUUCAGCGCUGUAAUGGAUGGUUUUAGUUCAAUGUUUGAAACUGGAAAUGUUACAGUCUUCUUUUUUAUUCUUGUCAUAUUUCUUACUUAUGUUUUGGUCUUGGUCUGGGCUAGAAGAGCUGACAAAAAAGACUUGCAGCAGGUAACGCAUUUUCUUAUUUAAACAUUUAACGCAACUGUGGGUGACGCUCGGCAGAAUUUGAGAUUUAAGAGGUCAAUUUUUACUACCAGGUUAACUCUCCCCACCGCUCAGUUAUUGCUUAGUCAAGCAGCGGAUCUAUAGGAGGGCUCUAUCUCCCGUUUUUGUAGAAUCUGCCCCGUUCGGUACAAGUCGCGAUCGGCCAAAAAGACAAAGUCGACUCAAUAAUUCUCCAAUCAAGAAACUUUUAAACCAUUGAUGUCGGAGUGGGGAUUACUGAAAGCCACUAAUUAAGUGUCUCUAGGCUUUAAUAUUCCUUAAUCAUGCAAAACCAAUGGAUUAAUUUUGAUUCCACCACCCUCCCCCUCUUGUCCAAUUGAAAACUCAUACAGUCAGCCCUGAUCCCUAAGAAGUCAGCUUUAGAAGGACCAUAUAAACAGCCGCUAAAAAGCCCCUUCCCAAGUUAUAACCCUAUCUAUGUAGUAAUAAAAAAUUUAAAAAAAAUCCGUUUAUAAGCCCCUCCUAAUUUUGUUUUAAAUGUAUUGAAAUAAAUUCGAUUUAUGAAGUUUUAAGGCUUAAAUGCAACGCGUAUUUUGAUCAGCACUGCUAAUUGGCUUGUUUAUUUAUCAUUACUCCUCCUCCGUACUGUAAAGGUCGAAUCGUCUUCUUUACUUUUCCGCCCUCUCCUUAGAUUGGGGUCACUCCUAUAGCCUCAAACGUACCUUAUGCAACUUACCACUAUGAGCUUACGUUUUUCACUGGUCAGCGGAGAGGGGCUGGUACAACAGCUCAAGUGUCGUGUCUAUUGGUUGGUGAACGCGACGACAGCGGAAUCUGCAUCUUAAAAGAUGACAAACGCCCGACAUUUAAACAAGGCAGCGCUAAUGCUUUUUUAAUCUCCGUUGCUGAUUCUUUGGGUUCACUUGCUUCGCUCAGGGUUUGGCAUGAUAACCACGGAUUGGCACCUGCUUGGUUCCUGAAGCGUGUUUUAGUGCGGAAUCUACAGACAGACGCCGUCACCGUGUUUAUUUGUGAGCGAUGGUUCGCACUAGAAGAAGAUGACGGUGCUAUCAUGCGCGAGUUAACCCCUGCGUCUGAAAAAGACCUUACAACGUUUUCAAGAGUCUUUAACAGUAAAUUGUACAAAGACUUCACAGAUGCUCACCUGUGGUUCUCAGUGCUGCUAAAGCCAUCGCGGAGUAGUUUCAAUCGAUCUCAACGCGCCUCUUGUUGUCUCUGUCUCCUGUGCACGGCCAUGGUAGCAAGUUGCAUGUUUUAUGGGCAAAACACAACCUCGGACGAGUCGGCGAACCUGUUGCUGGGGCCAAUCGAAAUUAACUUACGUUCAAUCAUGAUCAGCAUUCAGUGCAGCCUCGUUAUUAUUCCUGUAAACGCUGUUGUGGUGGCCAUGUUUAAGAGCAUCAAACCUAAAAAGGUAAAAGAGACAAAACAAGACAGUGAAGAAGAAAAGCCAGAGGAGUCCCUUUCAGCAGACAAAGAGGAAUUUUCUACAAUUGAUAUUAACCCUAGAUAUGAAGAAAACUCUCUGAAAGAGAAAGAAGUUCCUCUGGAUUGUGUCAAGUGUGACAUAAAUGAAUUAUGCGGCUCAAAAAAUGACGAACUGGUCAUGGAAAAACAACCAAAAGGAAUUUUUGGUGGCAAAUUUUUGUUGUUCGGAAGCAGAAAACAAGAUUACGUUUUGCAACCGACAAGCGUCGACUCAAAGGAGUAAGUAUCGUUUACAUAUUUGGUAGUAACCUAAACCUACCGAUAUUGUAAAAACAGAAGAGAGUGAUAGGGUGGAACCGGUAAAUACGGCCAUCCCUAGACCCUAAAAAUCAGGUCGUAUGAACUGGGUAGCAUCAAUAUAAAAACUUAGCCUUUCUGAACUGUGAUUGCUUGGCUCAUCACUCAGCCAGUCUCACCAGGAAUUCGACUGGUCGUAUUAAUGGGAUACACUUGUGAGGAUUAUAACGACUUGGGAGUCCAAAACUGUUGAUGGCCGACGAUCGUAGUGGUGGGGAGGUCAUAUUAUAUUCUGCGUAGCUUGAGAAAACAGCCGACAUUUCACGACACCACCAGUGGUUCUCCCACGAACUGACGUCUGAGAAACGAGCACAGAAAUUCUAUACUGAUGACGCGUCACUUCCCAGAUCUGGGUAGUGCUUCUAAUUGGUUGAAGCAAAUGUUUCACUCGGCACGUCCAAUCAGAAGGACGCGACAUCAGUAUGGAAAUUCUGCGCUUGUUUCUCAGACGUCAUUCCGUUAGGAAACCAGGGCUGGCGUUGCGAAAUGUCGGCUGUUUUCUCAGAUUAUACCGUGCGUAGCAGGCGCAAAAAGCGGAGGGGGAGGGGAGAGAAAAAGCGAAAGGGAAAAGAAGGAGGGAGCGCUUACAAAACAUCAGGUAAUUGGAGUGUAUUAAUUAAAGAAUACCGAAACAUGAGCUUGGAGGUGAGAACGGGUUAUUAUUCUUUCGUAGCUGUGAAAAGGUACAGGAGACCUCAGAAGUCUCUUCGGAGGAGAAGGAGAAGACGAAAUACUGGUUUUGGGGAAAAGGAAAGAACGACGAGAGCGACAAAGAAAAGAAGAAAGAGAAGAAAGGACAAGGAUUCCUACCACAUUGGUGUUUGUACAUAGCUUGGUUUCUAUGCAUCUCUGCGUCCAUUACAUCAGCUCUUUUCACGUUGUUUUAUAGCAUGCAGUGGGGAAGAGACAAGUCCAAUCAGUGGUUUGUGUCCAUGGUACUGACCUUUAGUCAGGACACACUUAUAAACCAGCCUGCUAAAGUUCUCUUACUUUCUACUGCUUACGCGAUUUUCAUAAAGAAAAGUGACGAGGAGAGUGAUCUUGAACAGAGUAACGAAGAUCCAAGAAAAGGUAAGAAUAGCUCUUCCAGCAUGGUGUGACUCAGGUGUUUUUCUUUUCCAGGCCCAUGUAUUCAAUAGAUGGAUAGUGCUAUCAACCGGAUAAACCGCUAUCCAGUGGAUAAGUAUUAGGGAAACCAGUUGCGUUAUCCAUUGGAUAGUGAUUUAGCCACCUUUUGAGUAACUGGCGCCAGACGAUUCUGAUCGAUAAAAUGCUUUAAGUGCUAAAAGAGGGUAACCUAAUUCAACCACACAAAAUGCACAUUCCUUUCAAAUUUUCCAUCCGACGAAAGAAACGACAUCUUGUACUUUUUGCCAGUAUAGGCACAAUACACAGUCCAUCAUAUCAUCUGAAAUCAAACUAUUCACAGGCAACUUUUUUGCCGAAAAACAGUGAAAUGAAGACGGGAAUUUUACACCGAUCGAGGUUAGCAUGUGCAAAAUAUUUUGAAAGUAAUAAAACAAUUACUGGAUAAGGAAUCAUUAUGGCAUGAAGAAUUAAGCGAUAGAGGAGGAUUUCGGAUGACUUCCUCCUCGAUUUUCAUAAUUCGUCAUAUCAUACUCAGCCUCGUCAAAUAACUGCUCAGUGUCUCUAAACGUGAUGGAGAACGGGGGAGUUUCAAGCCUCAAUUUUCGUGGCAAACAUUACAAAGCAAUUGGGUUCAAUGAACAUGGAAGUUUAUUUUAAAGUCAUCCAAUCAACUUGCAGUUCGUGUUUUACGGCGUCUCAAGCGCUGUCUUUUUAACUUGAUAGAACACUCGUGCUUGUUUAUUGGAUUUUUUUUUCAAACGCAGGUGUAGACGAAGAGUGGAUUCACUCAUCUCAAGAAAAUGGAAUAGGGGAUCAGGAUGCCAGAGAAAUAGAACUUCUUCGCUAUCGACCACCUGACGAGGGCACAUUAAGUGCUUUGCGUGAAACUCAAGUUAGACAAAAGGAAAUUAAGAGGAAGUUUAUCAAUCUUGGAGAUUAUCUUUUUAUCCUGCUUGUCCUGGUAUUAGUCAGCUAUGGUAAUAGAGAUCCAGCAUCCUUCACAAUGAGAAAUUCUCUGGAGCAGGAGUUUAUGCAUCCUCUUACCGCCUCCUUUCCCCAGGGUCUUGACGAUGUAAGUUAGGCUAGGUUUAUACGGGAGGAUAUUUUUCUGGAUUCAUAAACGUUUUCAGGUUUAAUAUAUUUAGGGUGCUCGGAUUCAAAGACGUUUUCUCACAUCAGAAGAUUCAUUGCGACACAGAAGUAUUCCGCAUGCAGCAUCUCCGCAUAGGCGACCACAAUGGGACGUUUUUAUUUCGGAUUCAGUCAUCUGCGCGUAAACGGCAAACCAAACUGGUGUAAAAUGUUCCAGAUUCGUAACGAUUCCGAAAAAAAGUCUCCUCUAGUGUUAACAUAGCCUUAGACAGUUAUUCGUACAUUGUGUGUUAACACUUGCCUAGAAAAAAAAACACACAACAAUAACGAAAAACACAUAUGCUGCCGGAUACGCAAGGAAUGUAUGGAGUCGCUAAAGUUUCUUAUCUCCCCAGCCAAAAGGCACACUGUUCGAUAUCUGUUGACAAACAGUGUAAAACGCCCUGAUGAAUUUCGACGAUGAGUUGAACGAGGAAAAGGUGGACUCCUUUGUGUUCGAGUUGCAACUUUUUGAGCAAGUUGCAUGUUGUUUAACUAGUUGCAGUUUUCUAACCGACGACAGUCAGUCUCAAUUGAAAAAUGCUGAUGUUUUUGUUCUACUUAUUCAAACAAGCUGCAAUAUGGCUCGCCGCUUGUCUAACAACAUACACUGAACGGUGAAUCCUUCUUUCAAUUGGACUUUUCUGGCGUUUAAUCUCUACUUUGUAUUUAAGGUGCUCCAAUCACUCACUCACUCACUCACUCGCUCAACCAAUCAUAGUUUUGACGAAUUAAAUCAAGCAGGCGAAUCAAAAGUCAACAAACUAGACUACUAUGUAUGACGAAUGAAUAAUAUGGUCUUUGUUCUUAGGUCAAUAAUCUACCACUAUUUUUGCAAUGGGCACAGCACUCAUUAAUUCCCUUCCUUUACGAAGAGGAUUGGUACAACGGAGAAAAAGUGACAAACAGGACUGGCUUUUCUUCCGGCAGAGCGUCCAUGCGACUUGGCAAGAUACGACUUCGACAGGUUCGGGUUAAAAACGGUAAGUGCUCACCUACAGAGAGGCCUACUUGGAUACCAUGUCAAUACGUCACUUCCCGACCUGGGUCGGUCCGCAUUCGCGGUCGGUCGCCUUCAGCCUCGGCUCUACUCGACCCCUCGAGCAGAGUAUUUUUAUGCGGACUUCCCCGCCAAUUAACAACAUAUACUUGAUACACCUUCCCCGUAUUAGAACCGUAACAGACUCCAAACCUCGCCGAACUUAAGUCUGGUUGUGUACAUGAGACUUUCCAAGUUUCAAAUAGGUCUCAGUAUUUGUCGUCUCCAGUAGAAAAAUUAAUUAGGUAGAUAGGAGUCGUUACCCAGUUCCAGUAAAAUUAUGACAGGUUUUCACCUUCUGUUCUUAGUUCAGCUCUUUUGAAAGCAUACUAUUAGAUGUUGAGAACUAAAGGGACGUUUUGUAUCUUAACACAGGUAGCUGUUCUGUGCCCAAAAUUAUAAGAGAAGCAAAUCUGAUCCAAGAAUGCAAUCCCUCAUAUGACGUAUCACAGAACGAAGAACGAAAGUACAGUCCCGCAUGGAAAGGUGGUAUUGCAGUGGACGAGGACACCCCAAAGGUAAACAAAAGGAAUGGAAAGGGAUUGCUGUCUCCGUGGGUUUACAUGGACGCAGCGGAAUCGAAUUCAUCACUAACUUAUAACGGUAAAAUUUCCUUUUUCCCGAGUGGGGGAUAUGUGGCCGAAUUUGGUGGUACGGCUGAGGAAACCAAGGCGUUCCUUACUUAUUUGAACUCUCAUCACUGGAUGGAUAAAUACACCAGAGCUAUCUUUAUUGAGGGAACAGUAUAUAACCCAAACGUAAAUCUAAUAGGAGUAAUGGAGACUGUCAUUGAGUUUACUUCCGCUAAUAUUUUGUUACCACGAGUAAACUUCAUGAUAUUCCGGUUGUACGCUGACCUUAAUUCUUCAUAUGCAUUUUAUUCGGCUUGCGAAUUCUUGUUCUUUGGAAUUCUUCUCUACACUUGCUAUACCAUCAUAAAAGGCAUCUACCAGCGAAGAAAAGAAUAUUUCCGCAACGCUAUCAGCUGGUUGGAUAUGAUUUUCUUCUGCAAUGGCAUUGCUAUAGUUGUAGUCUACAUAUUACGGGAAGCCCGUCUAAAAAGCGCCAUUGGUGUCCUUAAAAAAGAUCAAGAAUCGUUCCUAAACUUUUCGGAGUGUGCAUUGUGUAGUGAAGAACUCGUGUUUCUAUUCGCGUUUGCCGCUUUCAUUGCCAUAUUGAAAUUUAUCAACUUUUUAAGCUUCACCCGAUGCGUUCAGUUGUUAUCGACCACAAUUUUCAGAUCGAUUGUUGAGCUGCAAUCCUUCGCUGUUAUGUUGCUGGCUAUUUAUAUGGCAUACGCGUCAAUGGCAUUCACCAUUUAUGCCCCGUAUUUGGAAGAGUACAAAUCCGUUCCGUCCACGCUUGGUGCUUUAACUUGUGUUGUAAUGGGGGUGUUCGAUUACACAGACUUUACGUCGAUAACUGAUUACAAAAUCGUGGGCUACUUCUUUUUUGCGUCUUUUUCUACGAGCAUGAUUUUCAUCUUCACAAAUAUCGUUAUAACUAUUAUCAACAUUGUACACAAAGACGUGUGCGAGGACGAAGAACUUAAGCAGGAGGAAGGAAACUUCUUCAAUGCCAUACUUGACCGUCUUGUAAUUUUAAUGGGAUUUCGAGGUCCCCCAAAACGAGAAGAGCCAAUAAUUCAGGAACCGCCCAUCGCAGAACUCCAAUGGAAAUUGAACGUACAAUAUAUAACAGAAAAUCAGUUAAAAAGGCUUGACGGGCUAAUUAAUUCCCUCUAUACUCACGAUGCAAUGCAAGAUGUACUAAUAACAAAUUAUCUUUAUCGUAAGCGAGAAAAAGAAACCCAGUCUGCACCAAUUAUGACUGACGGUGAUCGCGACAGUGGUGUUGUUGAACAGGCCCUUGAAUGUCAGGAAAGGCUUCAAGCUAAAGUCGACGUUAACGUGAACCAAAAAUUACCAGCAAAGACCAAAUCCACCCACCCAGAAACUGCAUUAACUUCACCAAAUAAUUCGACUGAGGCUAUUACUCAGUUAAUUGCCAAGAAAAGAGAAGAACUGACACUAUUGCAAGAAGAAGGAAAUUCCAAUGAAAGGGAGAUACUGCUGCGUGUUAAAGUUAUCAAAUGCCUCCAGGAAUUGCUGGAAAAAGCCUCCGACAAUAAUGAGCCGGCAAGACUGCAUACCUAUAGUGACGAGCAGUUACUAGUCUAG
Molecule: messenger RNA, 17235 nt
Organism: Porites evermanni
Lineage: Eukaryota; Metazoa; Cnidaria; Anthozoa; Scleractinia; Poritidae
Source: the annotation of a GenBank genome assembly